This is a messenger RNA of Penicillium olsonii, 1410 nucleotides long. NCBI's taxonomy places the organism in Eukaryota, Fungi, Ascomycota, Eurotiomycetes, Eurotiales, Aspergillaceae. The record is from the annotation of a GenBank genome assembly.
AUGUUUACUCUGUUCGAUGCGGAGCUACAGCCCCAAAUGGCCUUCAACAAGAAAUAUGCCGGUCUGCCGGACUUGGACCCCUCCCCGGAUAUCUAUGAAACCCCAGACCUGACCGAUGAGGCAUCGACCCUCCCCGCGGGCACUAUCCGCACCGAAUCCGACCAUGAUGACUCCAGCUCAGACAUUGACCGCGAGGGUGUCAACGCCGACCAGGCGCGUAUGCAUUUCAUGGGCGCUGCCGUGGAUGCUCGCGACGUCAAUUUCUCUGAUAGCAUCUCCAUGAAACGUCAAGCAUAUCGGAGCAAGGAUAUCAAUCGCCGUCGGAGACGCGCAGAUGGCACAGAGGAGGUCGGUGACCUGAGCGACAGUGAAGACGAGUCUGUGGAGCGAAGACUGGCCCGCUUGCGGAGGGAAGUCGAAGAUCUCAAAGUGGAGAUGGCCGCCCAAAAAGCCAAAGGCGAUGAUUCACAGAACGCCACAGAAAAGCCCGAGGACCUGGGCGAUGGUGUUGCAGAGUUGAGUCGCGCCUUGGACAACUUGCACACCUCGCGAGGUGCCACACCAUCACACUCGGCUGCUGCAUUGCUAUCUCAGAGACUUGGGUCUGGGGCGACCCCGGCAGAAUCGACACCAGUCGCCAACACACAAAAUGCUCCUCCAGUGGUACCAACUCAGCCUGUCCCCGCCGGUAUCCUCUCCCAUGCAGCAGCUUUCGACAGCAGACUAGCUCUCCUCGAGAGCUCCAUAGGAAUAUCCAACUCCUCAAACCCGUUCGUCGCCGACGGCAUCAGCGAGACAUCACCACACCCCGUCAUCCCAGCCCUCGACCAACUCACCUCCCGGCUCUCGGCCUUGAGCGGCCUUCUAGUGGGCACGAACCCAUCCUCAGGCGCACCAAGCGGACCGGGAAUGACAACCCCACACCUCGAAGCUCUUUCCACUCGUGUGCGGAAGCUGACAGCAGACGCCGAAGCUCUGACCGCAGCACGCAGAAAGGCAUUCGAUGCCGCUAAAGCUGCGCACAAUGCUCGUCUGGCAAGUCCCGACGCAGACACGUCUGCACUGGAAGCUUCUGCGGACGAUGAACACACGGCCAAGAUUCAAGCCCUUUACGCUACACUUCCGACUAUUCAAUCUUUACACCCAUUGCUUCCCAGCGUGCUUGAGCGUCUGCGCUCUCUGCGCGCAUGCCAUGCUGGUGCAGCUCACGCUGCUGAAUCCCUUGAUGAGCUGGAAAAGCGCCAGGCUGAGAUGGCGUCGGAGAUUAGUCAAUGGCGUGAAGGACUCACCAACGUGGAAGAGAAAAUGCGACAGGGCGAAGCUGCUCUGCGCUCCAAUGUCGAGACUGUAGAGCCAUGGGUGAGGGAUCUGGAAUCUCGCCUGGGACGUCUUGAAGCGCCUGGACUGUGA